Phlebotomus argentipes is the source of this 1161-nucleotide messenger RNA. RefSeq lists its product as uncharacterized. NCBI's taxonomy places the organism in Eukaryota, Metazoa, Arthropoda, Insecta, Diptera, Psychodidae. The transcript has 2 exons. Bases 37 to 1116 code for a protein of 359 amino acids. The record is from RefSeq and is a predicted model, not a curated record.
ACAGAUUACGCCAGUGCUUCAAGCAAAACAAAUGCGAUGGGAAGCGGCAAGAAGUGUACUGUGAAAAACUGCCCAAAUGGACGGCGCAAUGAAGGCGAUCCUAAUGUGUCAAUCCAUGUGAUGCCCCAGAACGCCAGUGAGGAGAUGCAGAAGAAGUGGAGGGACUUCUGCAAGACUUCAUUUAAGACUGUUAUCGUUUGCGGAAACCACUUCAGAAAGGAGGACUUUGCGACGUCUGAGGAAUACGUCAAUAUGUUUAGCGGCAAACGAUUCCUAAAGAAAGGAGUUUAUCCAACAAUCGAAGUGCCUGAGAAUCGCCAGAGUCCGGACACCACAGAAGCUGACAAUAUAUCAAACAAUCAGGAAGAUGCGGGCGAUGAUAAAGAGUCUAGCGACAGUGCGGAGGAUGGCAGGAAUCACGAGGAUCACAGCUACAUUAAAGUGAAGGCAACUCAGAUCACUCUACCCAACGACAGGUUCAUGUUUGAGGAGCAUAUCAAUUUCGUUGCUGUGCAAAACACCGAUAAAGAAGAAAACUUCCUAACAGACGCAUCAAGUCCAGAAUAUCUUGAGUAUGAUUCGCAGUCUUCGUCAUCUUUCAUACCUGAACAAAGUCAGAGAACGAAGAGAAAAAGACUCCGUAGCACUGAGAAUCACUGUAAAGAGUCAGACUCAGAUGAAAACCAAGUCAAUCCAGUGCAGUAUUCUCUCAAUUAUGGGAGUGUUGUAGACAGCAAAGACUUGAAAAUUCUGGAAUUAGAAAGGACAAUCGCGAAGAUGAAGAAGCGUAAUGAUGCUGAAUUGGAGAGGAUAAUUUUCAACUCGAUGAAGAAACGCCUUUCUGGAGUUUUCACUGAGAAUCAAUUGAAUUAUGCUCUCAAGCGGAAGAAAAAAAUUAAAUGGAACCGAAAAGAGCUGGCCAAGGCUUUCGUUCUGCGCUCCUUUGGGAAUAGAGCCUACAACUACGUGAAAACGAUUCUGAAUUAUCCUCUGCCAUCAACGCGAUGCCUGACUCGUUGGGCCAAAACAAUCAACAUUGAAGAUGAGAAUAGCGACUCCAGAGCCGCAGCUGUUAUGGAAAUCCUGAAUCGUAAGAACAAGCUGACUGCGAGCUAAGAGAGCUGAGUGUCUAGAGAAGGCAUUAAUAAAAGCAAAAAUGAU